This is a messenger RNA of Rhodofomes roseus, 3753 nucleotides long. RefSeq lists its product as uncharacterized. The coding region runs from base 1 to 3753 and encodes 1250 amino acids. The record is from RefSeq and is a predicted model, not a curated record. NCBI's taxonomy places the organism in Eukaryota, Fungi, Basidiomycota, Agaricomycetes, Polyporales, Fomitopsidaceae. The transcript is spliced from 4 exons.
AUGUCCAGUGGUGUGCUGGUUGAUGUGGGCGACACGCGCUCCCCCAAUUCGACCACCAGCGAUGAUGCUGACGCAGUCAACACUGAGUCGGCAAGGAUCUAUUUCGGGCCUCUCCAAUCUCCUGAAAAGAAGUUCGCGUCUACCUCGAAGUUCAGGACACCUGUGCGAAGAUCUGCGAGGCUUUCCUCGGUGCGAGUGUGCGAGCAGGCGCACGUGGACGCGCGUACCCAGGAACCGGCACCAACUAGGUUGGAUUCGGCGGAAGGGGCGAGCUCAUCUGCUGAGGAGGAUAUUCUGGAAGACGAGCCAUCCUUCAUACUGGCCAAUAAAGUUCUGCAAGCCCAUGAUAACCCCUCGCCUCCUCCCAGUCCUUCUACGAAUGGCGAAGCACCUCUGCCUAAUCCUGACAUUCUGAUCGACCUAACCGACGGGAACGAACCUAUGAUGACGAUUGCAUCCAAUGUUGAUCCUCUCGUUCCUGCGCACCAGGGGAGCGACGCAGAGGCGAACAUAUCUCAGCCAGAUCUCAUCAACUUCGACUCAUUCUCGACGCCCUCGACGACUCCUCGCGUCGGUACCCCAGACUUACACACAUUUGCUCAGGCAGCGUCUCCUCUUUCUGGCAAAUCAAAAGCCACGACUGUCGACGAUCUGCUCUCUUUGUCCCCCAUGGGCGUGUCCCCUGCACCCGAGCUGGCCGUGGAAGUGGUUUUGGCCACAGCGGAUGCCUUGACUCCUACUGCCGAGGAAGAAGAGCAGGUACUCCAUGCUCUGAUUGAUAACGCUUCCGUGGCAGACGCGCCUUCACCAUUGCCAGACCAAGUGCCGGUCCAAAUGCGCGUGCCAGAUGUAUCUACCGCCAACAUUCCUGCGACGGUCUCGCAGGUAGCUAUUCCUUCGCCAACAUCCCAACCCCAUACUCCCGUCCGUCGAUCUUCGCGCAAACGAUCAAGCAUCAGUCCAGCCAGACCACGCCCCAUAACUGAGACGUCUACGUUACUCAACCCCCCGGUCUCCAGUCGGUCGGGCUCGUCUCCCCAGCCGAGCUCCACUCCUUCGCUAGUUUUCCCGCCAUUAGGAGUACGCGUCAAGAAGAGGGCAGGCAGUCGAGAUGUGGCCCCUAAUGUCGAGGGUAGCUCAGCAAAUCCUGUGGACACCACACAACUGGUAGACGAAAAGCGACCAGUCUCUCCUGGUAGAGAGGCGACACGGAAGCUGGAAACACAGCAACACCGCAGGUUGGGUUCAUUGUCCCCCACGUCUACAGGACUUCUUAUGCAGUUGCUGCCUAAUGCCUCGAGUGCCUCGACUGAAGAGCAGAGUCCAGCAGCCCAAACCGUAGUGAGCUGCACGCCUCCCCCCGACUCCGCGAAUUUCGAACCGCCACACAUUAUUUCCCGUUCCGCGACCCCGCAACCAGGUGGUCAAGUGCAAUCCCCCGCUGACGCUCCCCAAUCAACACCCAUCGCGGUCGAACCGUCACGCUCACCCGCACGUCGAAUCCCCAUCCAUGAAGCCAUCGCACAGGGGACAUUUUCACCGCCCAAACAACAGUCGCUCACAGGGGGUGCUAAAGCCAACUCGACCUUGGGCCUACUAGGGACCCCUGUGUUUAGGCGACCUCUUCAAGCUCUUGACGAUCCCAAGCGUAGUCCUGCCAAACGAGUACCGAUUUCACAGGCAUUUGCGCCGUCGACCGUGCCUUCGCCUAACAAGGGAAAGGCUCCUAUACGGUCAUCUUCUCCCGUUCGUCCCGCCCCCAAGGAGCGAGCUCGUAGCAAUUCUGUUGAGUCUGUCGCUCGACCUCUCUUCGAAAGAAGCAGAUCUGCCGAGCCUGCAAGACCGUUGGCCAGUAGCUUCGCGAAGCCUUCUUCGGCAGGCAGUAGCACCCUCAGGAGCAACGCUGCUACGUCGCUACCAUUCCCACUUGUCCCAUCAUCAAGUCGCGCACACCCAUCCAUUCCUGAGGUCGAUGAGGGCGAGGCAGACACUCGCACAACAACGCCGCAUGAGCGUGUGCGGUCGAGAAGUCCCCCAGGCUCAAGUCCUGCGAAGCAUGUGUCCUUAUUGCGUCAGCCAUCCGCCAAUGUCACCAGUCGCAUACCGCGCAUUGGUGCAAAGCCGUAUGCGAGACCGAAAUCGAAGGAACCAAGCCCGACUCCGGCUCCAGCUCCGGAACCCAGGCCACCUAAAGUUCCAAGACGUGCCCUCGGCGCAGCAGGUGGUGUAGUACGACCGUUCAGAGCACUCCAGGCGGGGCAGGGGAGCGGUAGCUCUGAUGACUCCUCUCCUCGCUACGGCCCUCCAGGUUCUACGCACAACCCGCUCAACGGUUCAACUACUCAGCAACCUCCUGUCGCAGAAGGCUCACGAGUAUCGGCGUUGAAGCGGAAGCGAGAAGGGGAGAAAUCCUUGGUUUCACCACCAGGAGCUAAGCCCGUCGUCGUUAUACGAAAGGUUGUGCCAGGCAUGUUUGGUCAGUCCUCUUCCUCUAAGGCUGGCCCAAGCACGGCGCCACCAGCCGGAACACCCACGGCGGAGCCGACGCCCCGGGCAAGUCCGCAGAAGCCAAAGGGACCUAUCAGGAUGCGAAAGGUUGCUGAUUGGAAGCCACCACCACGAGAGCCUAAGCCAGGGUCCUCAAAGACUGAUGCCACGCCGCCUGUAGUGGAUGAACCCGCAGUGUCGCCACCAUGUGUACCCAAACCUUCGCCUGAGCCCGUCUCCAGCUCUCCACCCUGGCCAUCCAGUACCGAGGUGACGUCAUCAGUCCCCCCAGUAGAUCGAGAUGCCGCUAUCCGUCAACCAGUGCCCUCGCCACUAGCGCAGACCACCGAACAAGAACCCGACCCUCAAUCGAAUGGCACCCGUCGUUCGAGUCGUUCGCGCAGAGCGGUCACCAAUCCGACGACGGAUGUCUUUGGUGUUGUUAGCGCUGCCCCUGUCCGCCCGCUCAACGUUCGGCGAAAGCGUCCGCCACGGACCGACACAAGUGCCUUUGUUGGGAUGACCGCCGCAGCUCUCAGGGCGCUCACAACAUCGAACACGCAGAAAAACCAGCAGCAGGUGGUGUCCCUCAAGACGGAGGUGAUUCGCAAGGACGGAAAGAGGCCUGGCAGUCCGACCACCAAGGUGCGAACGAUACUCGAGAAGCAGAAGGAGGUCAAGGCGCAGCAGAGACACGAGCGUGCUGAGCGGAGAGCAAGGAGAUCUUCGGAAGGGACUCAGGCGAACGAGUCCCAGGCCGACAUGUCCGUUGACCUCGGUGAUAUGAGCACCAUCACUGUGGACGAGAAUGGUGUCCCUGUACGACAUCGACGAGGUCCCGGAGACGAAGAGGACUACGUCACGCCGCCACGCCCUGAGCGGCCGCUGAAACGCGAGAGGCUGGAUCCUGAAGUCGAAGCCAGGGAUGACAAGAGAGUCAAAUGGGACCACGGACUUGCGACCAGUGUCUACCUCGACGAAAUUGCACCGAAGCCGAAGAAACCUGCUGGUUCCGACGUCUCCAGAAAGGGUUGCCUGGCUCCUACUGCCAAGAGCUUACGUCUCGACACCCUGGGCAAUGUGCUAAACGCUGGCGGCCCUUUACUGAACCUCGUGCGCGAGGAUGUCGUCGUCAAGAAGUUUGUUUAUGAUGAUGACGAAGAUGCUCAAUCUGAAGUACCCGAACCCGAACCCGAACCCGAACCCGAACCGACCGUUCCUUUGGAGAUCAAGCCCAAGAGCAAGAGCAAGAAGAACAAACCCUAA